Onychomys torridus (southern grasshopper mouse) is the source of this 1618-nucleotide messenger RNA. RefSeq names its product leukocyte receptor cluster member 9 (gene Leng9). Bases 176 to 1576 code for a protein of 466 amino acids. The transcript has a single exon. Gene Ontology annotation, molecular function: metal ion binding. The record is from RefSeq and is a predicted model, not a curated record. Lineage: Eukaryota; Metazoa; Chordata; Mammalia; Rodentia; Cricetidae.
UUCCAGGGCAGCAGAGGCCGGCUACAUGUAAAUAAGCUGGGCAGGGCCGGGAGCUCCGGAGCCAGUGGGACACGCCGAGGUCGGGCCUAGGCUGUUGGCCUCCCUCUAGGCGAGGCAGGCGGGGCUCCUGGCGUCACAGUUGGGGCUCAGCGCGGUGGACCGAGGCUGCGGUACCAUGGAGGCCGUGGCCGACUCCUCUGAGGCCACCCCGGCCUGCCGCUUCUUCCUAGAGGGCCGCUGUCGCUUCGGCGCGCGCUGCCGUCAGCCACACCCCGGGGCCCCAGCGCCAACCCCCGAGGUCCCGCGGCCCGAGGCUGGGUCCAAGAAGCCCGCGCUGCGUACUGCCGCCGACGUCAUCCAGCGCAUCCGCUGGGACCCGCGCCUGGACCCCGCUGACUUUUCGGUGGGCUACACCGACCGCUUCCUGGGCGUGCAGGAAGAGCCCUUCUGCGCCUUCUGCUGGGACGAACCGCUGGCAGCGCUCGGGCCCGGCGUGUUGGCGGUUCCGCAGCACCGCAUCCGCUAUUUCCGCUUCCGAGGCCGCCUAGUGUGGGACCGUGCCUCUCGUACUGACCUCAUUUUUGGCUCGGGUUCUGACACUGGACGGGGACCCACCAUCCUGGACGCGCUGGACGGCGGGGACGAGUACUGGCCAGAGGUUGCACUAGAAAUCCCUGACACAGAGAAGACAGGGGCAGUUCCCGAGGUUCAGGACACCCAGGAUGCUUCUAGGGAAGAGGAUGGAAACCCGGCAAGAACUGGGCUUGGUUCGGGCCUGGAGACACCCAAAGAGGGUAGGGCAACCAGAGAGACCGUCCCGAAUGAUUCAGGAACACCAGACCCAAGGGAGUGCUUCACAGGAGUAAAGGAGAUCUUGAAUUCACUAGAGGCACCUGGAGCCACACUGCUUCCACCACGGUGGCAGGCACGGGCCAUGGAAGCUCCAGGGCUAUCUGCUGAACAGAUGGAAAGUGAGUGCGAUCCAGGGGCUUGGCCUGAUGAAAGGUACCCCCCUCGCCAGCCCCGGCCCACACAUUUUGUGGCAAUGAUGGUGACAGAGCCUGGGCUGAGGGCGGAAGUGGUCAAGGCCCAAGAGCAUCUGGUCCAGAUUGCCCCUUCUUGUGCGGCUUUCCUUGUACCUGCGCAGGCCCUGCACCUGACAAUGGCCUUGCUGAGGCUGACAGGCCCUGGGGAGGAGGCUGCAGCAGCUGGGGCUCUGCGAAGGGCCCUCUUGAAACCAGGGCUUCAGGCACCCUCUGAGCUGCAGUUCAAGGACUUGGUUCUUCUGGGUCACCAUGCGCUCUGUGCCACACCCUCCCCCACACUGGCAGGCAUGGCACAAACUCUCAAUCAGAGGCUAGAGGCUGAAGGGCUUCGAGUGGUGCAGCCCCCAGGGGGCCUACAGCCACACCUCACCCUGGCCAAGGUGCCACACGGAUCCCAGGUUUGCAUCCCUGAGCCUGGGUCAAUCCUGAACCAGGAUCUAGGGAGGCAGCCCCUAGGCAAACUCUGGCUGUGCCGUAUGGGCAGAGCAGGGCAGAGCUACCUGCCCCUGGCUGAGAUUCCCCUAAAGUGACCAAGGUUCCAAACUUUGAAGAAACAAGCCAAAUAGAAACAA